AUGACCCGGUACGGGGGCCUGGGGAGGACGCGCCCCAAAAAGCUCACCUCCAAGGCGUCCAUCCCCAUUGUCCACGAGCACGAGAUCGAUGCAAUCGACGAGGAGAUCCAGAGCUCUCUACAACAGAUCGAAACCGGCGUCGAAAAGGCCGAGGAGUCGGAAUUCCACUUGCAAGUCGCGAUCAAUGCCACCGCCCGGGGCAAGGUCAACGAGGCGCAUAUCCCCACCCCCGAGACCAUCCUCAGUAACCUGCAAUAUGACACACUCUACCCGCCUUUCUUCUCGCAACCUGCGACGUACAUCCGCUUCUCCUCCACGGUGGAGGAUUGUUGCGGAUGUCCGUACAACAUGACCGAGGAGGACGAUGUCUUCCUCAACAUCAUGAACCAGGACCGCGACCAAGCAAGCCGGUGCUCCGAGGAUGACUUCGAGGCGACCAUGAACUUUUUUGAGGAGACCGCGCAAUUGAAGCAGCCGUUCGCGACAGUCGACAGCCCGCCGGUGCUGGCAUUUUCCGAAAUGCAAGAUGCGAUGGAUGCCGCCGUAGAGGAAAGCGUGAAGCGCUUUGCGCAGGACAUCUUUGAGCACUGGAAGUCGCGCCGGGCCACCACGGGGAACCAUCCCCUGCACUCGAGCCUCAAGUUCGAAACCGGCCAGGACACCGAUGAUAGCGACCCCUUUGUCUGUUUCCGUAGGCGCGAGGUUCGCCAGAUCCGUAAGACUCGUGGGAGAGAUGCGCAGAGUGCAGAAAAACUCCGACGCCUUCGCAAAGAGUUGGAAGAUGCGCGACAACUUGUUGCAUUGGUGCGCCAGCGCGAGGUCGCUCGGAAGGAGAUGCUUGUGAUGGAGCGCCAGCUCUUCGUCAAGCGCGCAGAUGUCAAGGAAAUGAAGCGCAAGCUCGGCGUCAAGGACGACGACGAGGAUCUCAUCAAUCAAAAGGUAAGCGAUGCCCAAAAAAAGCAGAUGGAGAUGCCGUCCCAACGUCCCAACGCUCCGCAGCUUCGCAUGCCUCUCAAGGCUGGCGUGCAAGGUGCAGAGGAUUUGCAGCUGCUGGAAGAAGUCCAGGCCGAGAAGGAGAACGAUAUCUUGCGCGAUAUCAAACAGAACAUCACCAAGCAUAUCAAGUGGAACGAGGGUUAUGUGGAUCACACCCGAGCACCACUGUCUCCGUCUCCAGAACGGACAUUCGAUGCUGCAGCCUUCCGACCCGCAUUCACUGCGCAACUACCUACGCCACCAUCAUCAGAAUCCUCCGGUGACAUGGACACUGCGUUGGAUGUUGCUAGCCCACUCUUUUCUCGGGACAAGCUCGCGUCGCGCGCCAUGGAGUUGCACGAGAAACCCAAUCACAUGCCCUCCUUCCGAAGACGAAUCGGCCGAGGUGGGCGACUGAUGAUCGAUCGUCGAAAUCUGGCAUCGCAUUCCAAGGUCGAGAUGGAUCCCCUCAAGGCUGAUCGGUUCAAGUACGACCAAGAAGAUUCCGACGACGAGUCCGUUUAUGACACCGACCAGUACAGCAUCCAGAUCAUGCAGCACCGGGCCAUCACCAUGGCCAAGGCACGCGAACAAGCUGCAGUGGCUGCCCAGGCCCAUGCGCAGGCGCAGGCGCAGGCAGUCCAAGCUCAGGCUCGACGAUUGCAGACGGAUCAGCCCGGUAAUUCUCAGGGCCAGCCCGUGGGCUCGAAUUCUGGACCAGGUGCCGAGACCUGA
Messenger RNA from Penicillium alfredii, 1710 nucleotides. RefSeq lists its product as uncharacterized. Bases 1 to 1710 code for a protein of 569 amino acids. NCBI's taxonomy places the organism in Eukaryota, Fungi, Ascomycota, Eurotiomycetes, Eurotiales, Aspergillaceae. Gene Ontology annotation, biological process: regulation of transcription by RNA polymerase II. The transcript has 4 exons. Gene Ontology annotation, cellular component: piccolo histone acetyltransferase complex. The record is from RefSeq and is a predicted model, not a curated record.